AAAUAAAAAAAAAAAAAAAAAAAAAAAAAAAAAAAAAACGGAUAUCUUUCAAAAUAAAAAAAAAAAUUAUAAAUGGCAGAAAUAUUAAAGGAUGAAUUAGAACAUAUCUAUGUAUAAAAAUGUAAUUUUGGGAAUUUUCACUUGGCCUUUAUAAAAUUCUAAUGCUCAAUCUUCAAGAUCGAUUUCUUUAAUCCAUUUCUUGUUUCUUAAACGCAUAAGACGUUUCGAUACGAUCGAUCGUAGAUUCAAUGUGGGCGUCGUCUUUUUUGUUUAUUAUCCUAAGCAUGCUUGUCUGGUUUAUAUUGUGCUGGUGUAAAUGCGCGAGCCGACUUGCUCUUGAAAACGCCUUUUGCCCACCCAUUCUGCCCGUGAUCGUUUUGCUUUUGCGCGUGUUAAAUAAUCGAAGAAAAACUGUUACUCAGCGUUUAGGAUCGGCACCGAUCGAUCAUUCUUAUUCGUGGAUCUAUUAAAAAUGUGUUGGUCAUUUUUAAACAACGCUCAACCUGUCGACUUUAAUUUCAUCGUAACGAAAUUUUCAAUUCGCGGUUAGUGAUCGAUGAUAAGUUAAACAUUAAAAAAUAUGUAAAUUUCCUCAAAAGAAAUCAAACGAGUCGACGUUUUGAUAUUGCAUUUUUCAUUGCUUUCUCGUUCAAUCAGUUAGUCGCAAGUGUACGUUACUUUCAACUCUUCUACGACAAUCUAAGUUCAUCAUUGAAAAAUAUAAGUGACCCAUGAAUUAAUAACAAUAAAACUUGUCUCUAAUUUAUACUAAAGAAGUUUUUUACCAAUCAAAGUUGGAAAAAGCUUUAUGUAUCCGGCAGGAGUAUGUCAAUCACACCGGAAGUUUCUUCGAGGGAUACUCUUAAUUCUAUCACUAAUUCGGAUGAUCGAAGCCGUACAGGAAGAUACGUAGCAGGUGGAGCGGCAUUAGGAGUCACAUUGCUUGCAUUACACCAUGCACUUUUACGUGGCACAUCUUCCAUAGCAGGAAUAUGCAUACCUGCUAUCAUAAUGGCAUGCUAUGUUAUUUGGGUACUUUAUUCCGCUCGUAGGGAUAGACGCAAGGCAUUAAGGAUUGCGACCGCCAUGCAACUGACGGAAGUAAUAAAUGAACCUGCCAGAUCCACCGAAGCCGUCCGUAAAAACGUCACAAACGACGUCGAUGAACCUGAUGGCAAUUUUACGGAAAAGAAUAGUCACGAAAAUCCUAUGUUUUUGAAAGAGGAUUACGUUCCAUAGAUCAAGAUUUUCUUUACACUUUCUUUUAUUUUGACCGUCGCAGUUAAAUGAAUCCUAUUUUCCACCUUCCCUCGUAUUUAUUACAACUCGUUAAAGUUAUAAAUCUUUAGAUAUGAUGAUAUGAUAAUUAUUAUUUGUAUAUAUGUACGAUUAAUAUAAAAAGAAAAAUAAUCUCA
Molecule: messenger RNA, 1415 nt
Organism: Vespa velutina
Lineage: Eukaryota; Metazoa; Arthropoda; Insecta; Hymenoptera; Vespidae
Exons: 3
Coding region: 826-1239 (137 amino acids)
Source: RefSeq, a predicted model, not a curated record